UGUAUGGAACGCAGCCCAACGGAGCUCUGCUGUAGGUUAGCUCGGGAUGUGACAGUACCGAACGCAGCCGCAGUUUGUCUGGUUCCUGUAUCACUCUCAGUCAAAAUAUAUCGGGGCUGCCUGUCCGACACAGCACUUGUUAGCUGGUUAGAAAACUCAGAAACAAAGUUACUCUAUAUAGUUAGGCUACUUUAAAUACAGAAGAAAAACACGUCACGUUAACAGGGAAUAAGCAAAAUGCCUGCAGUCUCUAAAGGGGAUGGGAUGCGUGGCCUGGCCGUGUUCAUCUCUGACAUCAGGAACUGUAAAAGUAAAGAGGCCGAGGUUAAGAGGAUAAACAAAGAACUGGCCAACAUCCGUUCCAAAUUUAAAGGAGACAAGGCUCUGGACGGCUACAGUAAAAAAAAGUAUGUCUGCAAGCUGCUCUUUAUCUUUCUUCUGGGCCAUGAUAUCGACUUUGGACACAUGGAGGCUGUCAACCUCCUCAGCUCCAACAAGUACACAGAGAAACAAAUUGGCUACCUGUUCAUCUCCGUGCUGGUGAACUCUAACAGUGACCUGAUCAGUCUAAUCAACAACGGCAUUAAGAAUGACCUGGCCAGCCGCAACCCCACCUUCAUGAACCUGGCCCUGCACUGCAUUGCUAAUGUGGGCAGCAGAGAGAUGGCUGAAGCUUUUGCUUCUCAAAUCCCCAGCAUCUUGGUGGCAGGGGACACGAUGGACAGCGUGAAGCAGAGUGCAGCACUGUGUCUGCUACGGCUCAACAGGACCUCUCCUGACCUAGUGCCAAUGGGUGAAUGGACAGCACGAGUGGUCCAUCUGCUUAACGAUCAGCACCUGGGAGUGGUAACAGCAGCCGCCAGCCUUAUUACCACUCUAGCCCAGAAGAGUCCCGAGGACUUCAAAACAUCCAUCUCACUGGCUGUGGCCAGGCUCAGUAGGAUUGUGACUUCCGCGUCCAUCGAUCUACAGGACUAUACAUACUACUUUGUUGCCGCACCAUGGUUGUCUGUGAAAUUGCUGCGCCUGCUACAGUGCUACCCUCCACCUGAGGAUGCAGCGCUGCGAAGUCGUCUGACCGAGUGUCUGGAGACCAUCCUCAACAAAGCCCAGGAGCCACCCAAGUCCAAGAAGGUCCAGCACUCCAACGCCAAGAAUGCUGUUCUUUUCGAAGCCAUCGCCCUCAUCAUCCACCAUGACAGUGAACCCACCCUGUUGGUACGAGCCUGCAACCAGCUAGGCCAGUUUCUGCAGCACAGGGAGACCAAUCUCCGUUAUUUGGCUUUGGAGAGCAUGUGCACACUGGCCAGCUCUGAGUUCUCCCACGAGGCGGUAAAGACUCAUAUAGAUACUGUGAUCAACGCUCUAAAGACGGAGCGAGAUGUGAGCGUUCGCCAGCGGGCUGUGGAUCUGCUCUAUGCCAUGUGCGACCGCAGCAACGCCAAGCAGAUUGUGGCAGAGAUGCUAAGCUACCUGGAGAACGCCGACUACUCAAUCCGAGAGGAGAUGGUGCUCAAGGUGGCCAUCCUGGCAGAAAAAUAUGCCGUGGACUACACCUGGUACGUGGAUACCAUUCUCAACCUUAUCCGCAUCGCCGGCGACUAUGUCAGUGAAGAGGUGUGGUACCGUGUCAUCCAGAUUGUCAUAAACCAAGAUGAUGUCCAAGGCUAUGCAGCCAAGACCGUCUUUGAGGCACUGCAGGCUCCCGCCUGCCAUGAGAACCUGGUGAAGGUGGGGGGUUACAUCCUGGGAGAGUUUGGGAACCUAAUUGCUGGCGACUCGCGCUCCAGCCCUCUGGUCCAGUUCAACCUUCUCCACUCCAAGUUCCACCUGUGCUCUGUACCAACUCGGGCACUGUUGCUGUCGGCGUACAUCAAGUUCAUCAACUUGUUUCCAGAAGUGAAAGCCACGAUCCAAGACGUCCUGCGCUCAGACAGCCAGCUGCGCAACGCUGACGUGGAACUUCAGCAGAGAGCUAUCGAGUACCUGAGGCUCAGCUGCAUCGCCAGCACUGACAUACUGGCCACCGUCUUAGAAGAGAUGCCUCCAUUCCCAGAGAGAGAGUCGUCAAUCCUGGCCAAGCUGAAGAAGAAGAAGGGCCCAGGCAACCUGCCCGACAUCGACGAUGCCCGCUGGAAUGUCAACGGCAGCACCGAGCACAGCGAGAACACAGAAAGCACAAACAAGUCUCCUCCUUCACUGAUGGCAGACCUUCUUCCUACCAACAGACCUCGCCCUGCCUCCUCUAGUCCCACCUUGCUCUCUGCUGGGACCAUGGGUUCCAGCCACCCCUUCACAGACCUGCUGAAUCUGAACUCCACCCCUUCAGCAGGAGCCAGCCUGCUGGUUGAUGUCUUGUCCGACAUCUCCACCCCUGCUCCCAUAAAUGUGUCUGAGGACAACUUUUCCAGGUUUGUUUGUAAGAACAACGGUGUUAUCUAUGAGGACCAGCUGUUGCAGAUUGGACUGAAGGCGGAGUACAGGCAGAACCUGGGUCGUAUUUAUGUGUUCUACGGCAACAAGACCUCUACCCAGUUCCUCAGCUUCUCCUCAUCGGUGACCAGCAGCGACACGCUCAAGACUCAGCUGAAUGUCCACGCUAAGGCAGUAGACCCCACAGUAGAUGGUGGAGCUCAGCUCCAGCAGGUCGUCAACAUUGAGUGUUUGUCAGAUUUCACAGAUGCACCGGUCCUCGACAUCCAGUUCAGAUACGGUGGAACUCUACAGAAGAUUGCAGUGAAACUCCCUGUGAUGCUUAACAAGUUUUUUCAGCCUACAGAGAUGACAUCCCAAGACUUCUUCCAACGCUGGAAACAGCUCGGAGUUCCUCAGCAAGAGGUUCAAACUAUCUUCAAAGCCCAACACCCAAUGGACACAGAUGUGACCAAUGCUAAGAUCUUAGGUUUUGGUGUAGCUCUGUUGAUUGGGGUGGAUCCCAAUCCUGCAAACUUUGUUGGAGCUGGAGUCAUUCACACUAAGAACACUCAGGUGGGCUGCCUCCUCAGACUGGAGCCCAACACACAAGCACAGAUGUACCGGCUGACCCUGCGGACCAGCAGGGAGUCCGUGUCUCAGAGACUGUGUGAUCUCCUCUCUGACCAGUUUUAGACUUUGCAACAGCACCGGCAUUUCUACACCUUUACUCUCCGUGUCUCACGUUAGAUAGGAUUUGAUGUAUUGUACAGUGUAAAUUCUUUAUUAUUUUUUUUUUUUUUUUAUUUGACUUACUCCAAAUGUAAAUGAAGUGAAAUGUAUCUUCCCCGCACAUAGCUUUACUAAUAACACUGCUUUGAAACCUGCCUCGUGUACUCGAGUACCCACUGAGCACCUUAGCCAACGCGUUGCGGAUGGCGCACGCGGCUCUGAAUGCAUCUCCGUGGUGUUCUGCAGCUCCAGACUUGGGAAGCGUUUUGAAAUGACGUGUUUUUUUUGCUGCUUGGAUACUGCCUUUUUUAUUAAUCCAACAUUUUGAAGAGUUGCUUAGGAAGCACCAGUAAGAUUGAGAUGGUUGGAAAUCUCAAUAGGGUCAUGAAUUCAGUUGUUCUGAGUGUUUGAAACCAAUUCCCUCAACUCCUCGCCCAUUUUGCACUUGUUUGGUGAAAAAUUAAAUCACUUAAGUAGAUCGGCUAGAUUUAGACAAGAGGAUUUUUACUUCAGUGUCGACGUUCUUUCACCAAUUUUUAAACGUCUGUCAUCUCAGGAGGAAAAGCAAAGCUUUGCAUUGUGGUAUAUUGUUAGUAAAUAACAAUAACAGUUUUUGUUUCGGGGUGGGAGGUUUUAAACUACACUGUGCAUAAAGUUUACACAUAGAAUUCAGGCACUUCAAUAAAAUGGCACCAAAAAAAAAUCAAUAUAGAACACUAGGUAGCAAAUGGAUAUCAAUUGCUGAUAGUUAUGAAAUUUAUUGUCUGAUUUUUUUUUUUUUUUUUUCGAAUAUUUCCUUAACUCCACACAGUUGUGCCUGUGAACCUUUGUUACUCUGUCAACAGAAAGAGCCUUCAAAUAGACAAGAGUAAUAUUAUAUAAAUAUCUAUAUAUAAAUGUAGCACUGUCACACUACUUUCACCUGAAUGCAUUUAUUCACUUAACACUGCCAAACUGGUAAUAUCUCUAUGUUUCAAUAACGUAUGGUGUAUUUUUUGUUUUAUAAAAUGUACUUUUAUCAUAAUCAUUGAUGGCGUAUUCAUGCUUAGCAUAAAGGUUAAAAAAAAAAAAAAAAGAAAUCUUCCUACCACCACCUCUAAAGCAGUGUACAAAUGACAAGCUGCAGCAUUACAGGGGGUUAUUGUAUAUAUUGUACCGGCAAAUAGAAAUAUGAGAAAUGGUCAUAACUAGGGCUGCAUGAUAUGAGGAAAAUAUCUAAUUGUGGUUAUUUUUUGACUGAUAUUGUGAUAUGAUUCACUAUAUUAGAGGGAAUAAUUGUUUUUGUAUCCUUAUUCUCAUUUUCAUUGAAAAUGAUUAACAUUGAAAGAAAUUUGAAUGAUUUUUUUUUUUUGCUAGGAUCUGUACCAAACAAAGAUUUUUGUUCUUUCUUUAAUCUGUAGAAUAGGAUCUCUGCAGCACCACAAUAAAAAAACCAACAUUCUGAAUGAAUGGUUUGACACAUAAUUUGCCAUUAACAAAUAUUGCACCACCCUGCGAUUUGGAUAUUGCAAUAGUCCAUAUUGCGAUUUCAAUAUAAUCCUGAUUAAUUGUGUAGCCCUAGUCAUAACCCCCAACAAACGGCAACUAGUCAUUUUUCCACUGCUGUUUUUGUACGUAUUAAACAAGACAGCAUGACACGUGCUGGUACGUGGAUUGUUUUUUUUACCUUUGGACUGAGCUAGGCUAGCUAAAUGCUUAUCUUAAUGCUAAGCUAACUAGCUAUGCAAAGUGUCCUGGCUGUAGCUUCAUAUUUAACAGAGAGAUGUGAGAGUGAUAUUGAUCCUGCUAUUUAACUCUCGGCAAGGAAAGCCAAUAAGGAUGUGUACCAAAAUGUCAAACGAUUCUUUAAGGAGCUUCGGUUUAGAAAUAAUGACAAUUGGUAAGAGAAAUGUAAGAAUACAUCUUCAGAUUGUGUUAAGGGGUUUGGCCGAUCCAUGAAUAAUGGUACCUUAAACUGGACCUGAGAAGCUUUGCUGUGACCUAUGGGCCCAUAAGCAUUUAUCCAUUUACAUUGUGUGGGAUUUUAAGGUUUCACAUCAUAUUGAGACCAGUGGACUCUGUUCUUUUGGAAGUCUUGAGAUGAGAUGACCUAUUUACUAUUUACUUCGCUCAGGCCGAGGAGUGUACAGGAUGACCGACUGUCCCGGAGUCCUGCUGUGCCUUCUGUUUAGCAUCUUUUUGUCGAGAACGGCAAUGGGAUGAAGGUGUUGGGGGCAGGAUUUGCAACUGUGUUUUUAUGAGUAUCAAGGGGUUACAUUUCAUAUAUUUUAACAAUAAAUAGAACCACGUAAAGCUGUAAAUGACCACUUGACAAUAAGCACUGGCUCUUUCUGGCCUGUUUUGGAUACAGUACCAUGGAAACGACAAAUUACUAUACGUUUUUAAUGUCCCGUAAUGCCCUGAGGAACAAACGAAGCAAAUAUAUUGGACUUUUGUUGGCUAUAGUUUGCUGGAAACAAGACUCCAAUAAUUUGCUGGAUGUGUAGUUCAGUUACUGUUGGCUAACACAUUUGCCUUUGUUGGGUUUUUUAUAAGGUGACAUGUAGAGCUGGGCAAUAUAUCGAUAUUAUAUCAAUAUUGUGAUAUGAGACUAGAUAUCGUAUUAAAUUUUGGAUAUCGUAAUAUGGCAUAAGUGUUAUCUUUUCCUGGAUUUAAAUGCUGCAUUACAGUAAAGUUAUGCCAUUUUCUGAAAUUA
Molecule: messenger RNA, 5839 nt
Organism: Perca flavescens (yellow perch)
Lineage: Eukaryota; Metazoa; Chordata; Actinopteri; Perciformes; Percidae
Product: AP-2 complex subunit alpha-2
Exons: 23
Coding region: 238-3108 (956 amino acids)
Biological process (GO): clathrin-dependent endocytosis; intracellular protein transport
Cellular component (GO): AP-2 adaptor complex; membrane coat
Molecular function (GO): clathrin-cargo adaptor activity
Source: RefSeq, a predicted model, not a curated record